AUGUCGUUUGGUUCAUCUCUGUUGUGUCCUCUGUCUGUUUCAUUUUUCUCCAAGGUCAAAUCUUCCAACACCCCAAAUAAAACCUGGUUGACUUCUCGCUUCAAGGCUUCUGCUGAGGUCCCCGAUUUUCUGUCUGCUAAUUGGCUUGAAUCUCGCAAGAAAAGGCCUUUUGGCCCAAGAUUAGAUUUCAAUGCAGAAGAAGCUGUACAUUACCAGCUAGAAGCAUUGAAAUACAAUGACCAACCCCAUCAAGAUUAUGGGAUUGAGGUUAUGUACAGGUUCGCUGGAUUUGAUCCGUUUGAAAGAUCAACCUAUUUUGGACCAUUUUUUGAUUUGGGCCAGUUCGAAAGGUUUAGGCGUAUUUUUCACCAUUCAACCUAUCGAGUGCUACUAGGUCACAAGGAAAGAAAGAUUUUGAGCAGUUUGUUUGUGGAGGAGAAUAAAUAUAAGCAGCGUGUUUGGAUCCGAGGAAAUCGACCAGAGGAAGAGGAGAUAUUUCAAUUUACCAUGGUGCAGAGAGUUGGUGGUUGCUGGGAUGGUUAUUGGUUGACAGAGUCUCUACUUCAUGAUAGCGAUACAUUUGCUGGUGGGUUGGCGUAUUGAAAAACUUGCAAGGAUCAACUUUUCAUGUGGCCUCGUGUCCAAGCAAGAUCUGCUACGAGUCUAUUAGUUAUCUCUGUAAAAUUUGUACAUAAGCAAUACAUCCAGCUAGUAAUGGGGGUUAUAGCUUGCCUCCAGAUACAAAUUUGACUUUGGCAGGCUUCUACGGGCUUGUGUGUGCACAAACACGCACAUGUAUGUACGUAUAUUUACGCCCAACCCACUUAUUCUACAUUUACCUAAUUUAAUUGUCCGUCUCGUUCCUUUGUCA
This is a messenger RNA of Prosopis cineraria, 871 nucleotides long. RefSeq lists its product as uncharacterized. The coding region runs from base 1 to 603 and encodes 200 amino acids. The record is from RefSeq and is a predicted model, not a curated record. The transcript has 7 exons. NCBI's taxonomy places the organism in Eukaryota, Viridiplantae, Streptophyta, Magnoliopsida, Fabales, Fabaceae.